AUGGUCUAUGAAUUCGCCGGCGUGAACCGUCGAGCCGACGGAACCUACUACUAUGAGGACGACUGUAUUCCUCGCGUCGAGAUUCCGAUGGCCGAACAAUCGGAGGGGUCGUACCGCAUGGACAAAAAAACCAUCGACGAGUGGUUUGGCUUCACCAAGAACAUGCCCAAGCUGCCCAAGUACAUGAUCUUUAACGACCUCCGCAAUGGAACGCCCCACCACGAGUUAAGAGGCACAACCCAGACUACCUGGCAGUAUGUCUCGGGGGGGUUUGGUGUCUACGAGCCCAUCGAAUGGGUUCCCACCGUUGACCUGAUUCGAUCCAUCCCGAAGAGUGCGCUAUCCGGGACAUUCAAGAAGGAAACAGUCAAGAGGGAGAAAACCAGACUCUACGGCAAAAUUGGUGCGCUCUUUACCGCCUCUGGCGGCGCCACGUAUGCGGGAAUGAAGGUCGAAGCCCGUGUGGAGGUCACGGGGGAGGCCGAGUCCGAACUAGAUUCGAAGACAACAGAGACCCUUGUUCGAGAGGGCCGCGUAGGAGACCGACCAGUGCUGGAGAUCAUGCUGGGAAUUAACAUCCGCGUCCGGCAGGUGUUCUACUGGCGAUUUAACGAUGAGUAUGACCUGUGGUACCGGUACUGGAUCCGCCCGACCUGGGGGCCGAAGCUAGAGUUCGACUACGAGACGAGUUGGCAUAGCGGGCCCGGCUGGGAAGCCAUUCAUGUUCCCGACAGCCAGCUGCGGAGGGUCGACAAACUGAUUUAUCAUCACGGGAUCUACUAUCAGCUGUUGCCCGUGCUGAAAAACGGCCAGAUUGAGGGUCUGCACGUCGCCAUCUCCCAACCCGGCUGGCAAGACUGGUAUGUGUUCACCAACGGCACCGGUAUCCCUGAGGUUCUGGGUGCAGAGACCAAGGCUUGGGAGUCCAUCAAUCCAGUGGCAACUUUGAUAGCCGAAGGGGCCGAGGGCCCGAUUCCUCCGCCAACGAAUACUGAGCCUCCUACCGCACCCAGCAGUUGA
Molecule: messenger RNA, 1020 nt
Organism: Aspergillus terreus NIH2624
Lineage: Eukaryota; Fungi; Ascomycota; Eurotiomycetes; Eurotiales; Aspergillaceae
Exons: 1
Coding region: 1-1020 (339 amino acids)
Source: RefSeq, a predicted model, not a curated record